UGCUUUACUUCUUCGACUACUGAAAUGCCAUUGUGUUUUGUAGGUUGGACAGGACAUGGAAGUAGAAGCUCAAGCACAAAUCAGUGUGAUGUCGGGGGAUUUCAACAAUAUAUAUCGCCAAAUUGUAAUUGCUGCCGAGCACCCUCAUUUAAGCAUUCCAAAAACCGAAGAUGGAAAAACUCGCAAGCAAUACCACCCAUUCUUAGAUCGAUCUCUUAUGUUAUUUUCAGUUGGAAUUGGAGCAGCCGUGGCCUUUGGGAUGGGUGUUGCAAGGAAGAAUGCAGCUGAUAAAAAGACAAAGGGUUUGUGAUUUUACUAUCAAUAUAUUUAGUGGUUGUAUAUAAUAUGUAUGGAGUUUGGAAUGACAUUAUAGUUGGGAUUUCUUUGUGAAACCUUUGGAUUUUUCAUUUUGGUUUCCCAAUGGUAAUGUCAUUGUAAUUUAUACAGAAAACAAACUACCAACAAACCGAAAGGAAAAUGAGAAGGUGUAUAGCUGU
Molecule: messenger RNA, 497 nt
Organism: Vicia villosa (hairy vetch)
Lineage: Eukaryota; Viridiplantae; Streptophyta; Magnoliopsida; Fabales; Fabaceae
Product: mitochondrial Rho GTPase 1-like
Exons: 2
Coding region: 56-310 (84 amino acids)
Source: RefSeq, a predicted model, not a curated record